AUGAACUCACUUAUUUCUCCAUACCUGAUUACAACUUUAUUUACUAUUGUAUACAACAUGCUUGUAAGGCCAAUAACAUUAAGCCGACGGACCCGCUGGACUGGGAUAUGGCGCAUGAAUUUGCGGGACCAAGUGGGCCACCAGGAGACGGAAAAAUGA
This is a messenger RNA of Cylicostephanus goldi, 159 nucleotides long. Lineage: Eukaryota; Metazoa; Nematoda; Chromadorea; Rhabditida; Strongylidae. The record is from the annotation of a GenBank genome assembly.